UCUUAGUUGACCACCAAAAAGAAGAGAAAAGCUCAAAUGCAAUGAAAGAAAACCAUGAAAUCCAAAAAAAGAAAAGAAAAGAAAAGAAAAAGGCAAAAGGUUGUAGACAGACAGUCACAGAUAGAGUAAGUGCGGAAAAAGAGGAGGAGAGAAUGGGAACAUCUUACGAGUUCGACCUUCCCGAGGAAGUCCUCCAAGUACUACCUUCAGAUCCCUUCGCUCAGUUAGACGUAGCCCGAAAGAUCACUUCCAUUGCCCUUUCGACACGUGUCUCUGCUCUCGAAUCAGAAGCGUCUGUUCUCCGUUCCCACCUCACCGACAAGGAUAACAUUAUAUCUGAUCUUCAAUCCCAAAUUGAAUCCCUUGACGCCUCCCUCUCUGAAACUGCAGACCGCCUAGCCGUUGCCAACCAAGAAAAGGAGAGCCUGGUGAAGGAGAACAAUUCAUUGUCCAAUACUGUUGCUAAGCUCCGUAGAGAUGUGGCAAAGUUGGAAGGCUUCAGAAAGACACUUAUGCAGUCACUUCAAGAAGACGAUGGAAGUACUGCAGGAGUACAAGGGAAUGUUACAAAGGAAGUAUCUGCCCCAAGAGUUAUGUCUGCUCAGUCAUUAAGUAAAGAUGAUGAUGUUACUCUACCGCCCUCAGUAUAUUCUUCAACAGAGACUGAAAGUUUAGAACGUGGCAAUUCAUUUCUGGAAGAUCGUGAAGCAGAUUCUUCAAGGCCCCGGAUAUCACCAGGUCUCUUGUUAGCAUCACAAACUAGCACUCCUCGACUCACUCCUCCUGGUUCGCCUCCUAUUGUAUCUGCAUCUGUGUCACCAUCCAGAACAUCUAAGCCUGCAUCACCAAGGCGACACUCCGUGUCCUUUUCAACGACCAGAGGCAUGCUUGAUUCUUUGCCUUCAAGCACCCACAGUUCUUUCUCAGCAUCUGACUCGGGAUCACAAAGUGGGAGAACGCGAGUUGACGGCAAAGAAUUCUUCCGCCAAGUCAGGAGUCGUCUCUCUUAUGAACAAUUUGGUGCAUUUUUAGCCAAUGUGAAGGAGCUGAAUUCACACAAGCAAACAAAAGAAGACACGCUUCGGAAAGCUGAUGAGAUUUUUGGUCCCGAUAAUCAAGAUCUCUACACAAUUUUCGAAGGGCUGCUGACUCGCAAUAUACACUAAAAGUGUUCUGCUCCGUCUUAUCAUUUUUUAAGGGUUGUCUAAAAGUGUGCAGCCAAAUCUUGGCAAUUGAAAAUUGAAAUCAUUUGCAUAAUCAUAUGUUUUCCCAAUUGUAUAUCUUCCUUUCCAAUUUCCUUUGUAUAAUGAAUGCAAUGGAUAUAAAGGUUGUUUGGUAA
Messenger RNA from Beta vulgaris subsp. vulgaris (sugar beet), 1339 nucleotides. RefSeq lists its product as hypothetical. The record is from RefSeq and is a predicted model, not a curated record. Lineage: Eukaryota; Viridiplantae; Streptophyta; Magnoliopsida; Caryophyllales; Amaranthaceae.